This is a messenger RNA of Cetraspora pellucida, 456 nucleotides long. The record is from the annotation of a GenBank genome assembly. NCBI's taxonomy places the organism in Eukaryota, Fungi, Glomeromycota, Glomeromycetes, Diversisporales, Gigasporaceae.
AUGAAGUUCAAUUACGCUGCUGUAUUUUCGACGCUUCUCAUUGCCAGCACGUUGGCAGUUCCAACUCCAAUUUCACAAGACUUUAAAAGAUUAGAAGCUGUUGAAAACUCAAGGAUUGCUGCUACUGGUUUGGAUAAGGUUACUGAUGUAAAAGUACUGAAACCAGAUUCUGUUACUUCGAAAAGGGAUGCGCUCAGAAGGGUUUCUGCUCCUGGUUUGGACAAGGUUACUGAUACAAGAGUACUGAAACCAGAUUCUGCUACUACGAAAAGGGACGAGAUUGAAGCUAGGAAAGAAACGGUUUCUGAUACAAAAGUACUGAAACCAGGUUCUUCUACUAUGAAAAGGGACGAGAUUGAAGCUAGGAAAGAAACGGUUUCUGAUACAAGAGUACUGAAACCAGUUUCUGAUACAAAAGUAUUGAAACCAGUUUCUGAUAAAAAAAGCUUUAGAUGA